This is a messenger RNA of Penicillium canariense, 1899 nucleotides long. Its product is annotated as putative ab-hydrolase associated lipase. The transcript has a single exon. The record is from RefSeq and is a predicted model, not a curated record. NCBI's taxonomy places the organism in Eukaryota, Fungi, Ascomycota, Eurotiomycetes, Eurotiales, Aspergillaceae. Bases 1 to 1899 code for a protein of 632 amino acids. Gene Ontology annotation, biological process: lipid metabolic process.
AUGUCCGCCACCAUGCCCUUGGAAACAAUCACGACGCCCAUGCCAGCGAUGACCGCUGAACCAGAAUCUCGGCGCAUCCUCUCGAUAUCCGCCGUCAAUCACUCCGAUCGGCCUUCCUCGUUAGCCCAUGGCCAUAUGGCAGACCCCAUUUGCGAUGGACAAGCCAAUAAUUCAGCAAGGGGCCAGUUGCACGCAGCCGAAAAAGGCAACAGUGUAUGCGAGCUGGUACUUCCCGUCCAGUUGCGUGAACAUCCACUCUUUCCACCACUACCCGCCUACGGCCCACCCACUUUCAUGUCCAGCAUACAAUAUUACGCGAUCCGAGCCAUAUCCUUCCUUCUUUCCCUGGGCUUCUUGACGGUGAUAUUCAUUGGGGCAUUGAUCCGCACCGCUGGAUCGCUCAUCACCGAUGUUAGUGCAAGGUUGCAAAACGGACGGCCUGCGUUGCAAAGAGUUUUCGGAGCGGAAGAACAGACACGCAGGUUGGCCCGAGCCGAGUCGGACCAGAAAUGGCAUAUUCGACAACAGAAAAAGCACGUAGAUGAAGAGCAAGGCCCGGACGAAUGUCCACCGUUGGAGGGAGGCAAGGAUGCAGUUGUAUGUGACGUCGCAUACUACGCCCGACGAGUUGGAUUGGAUGUUGAGACAUUCCGGGUCCAAACUGAGGAUGGAUUUAUCAUCACUCUAUGGCAUGUCUAUGAUCCCCAGGAAUAUACAGCACUCCCGGCUGAGCAACGGCGUGAACGCGGAUUCGGGGUCUUCAAUGACCGGAAGGAAUUGAAUUCAUCCAACUCGCAAUCUCGACGUCGAUACCCUGUCCUCUUGAUUCACGGCCUGCUACAAAGUGCGGGUGCCUAUUGCACCAAUGACGACGAUAGCCUUGCAUUCUAUCUCUGCAAGUCGGGAUACGACGUCUGGUUGGGAAACAAUCGCUGUGGCCAAACUCCUGAGCACACCACUUUGUCUACAUCCGAUCCGCGCAUGUGGUCCUGGGAUAUCCGCCACCUUGGCACGCUCGACUUAGCAGCACUUACGUCCCGCGUGUUGUACGAAACUGGGUUUGAGAAGCUGGGUCUUGUGUGCCACUCGCAAGGGACCACACAGACAUUCGUGGCGCUGGCGAAGGAACAUAGACCUGAGCUUGGACAGCGCAUCUCCGUGUUCUGUGCUUUGGCACCUGCUGCAUACGCUGGUCCGCUGGUGAGCAAGCCCUAUUUCCGCUUCAUGAGCAUGCUCUCUCCAAGCAUGUUCCGGGUCUUCUUUGGUAUCCAUGCGUUCAUUCCGGUCAUGAUGACUGUCCAACGUCUCAUCCAUCCUAAAAUAUACGGCACACUCGCAUACUGGGUAUUCUCCUUCCUCUUCGGCUGGUCUGACGCCCGCUGGGAGCGGGACUUGCGACACCGCAUGUUUCAGUUCGCUCCUGUAUACGUUAGCGCUGAGACGAUGCGAUGGUGGCUUGGCAGCGAGGGAUUUGCUAAACACAAAUGCAUUCUUUCCACAGCAGACCAGUCUAUAUUUGAGGCCGAGGCGGACCAUUCCGCUCGGGAAGGGACCGGUCCCGAGCAUGGGGAUGACCCAGGAGAUCCCUGCCUGGGUGCCUCGGGCGACAGGGCUUGGUUCGAUCCUCAGGUACCACCCUUCGCGUUGUGGGUUGGUGGCUCUGAUGCGCUGGUAGAUGGUCGUCGGCUUCUCCGGCGCUUUGACGAAGGUCAUGAGCCUCACGUACGCGUCGUGCACUCGAAGAUCAUUGACGAAUAUGAGCAUCUCGACGUCUUAUGGGCCAUGGAUGCUAUCGAGCAAGUUGGCAACGAAGUCCGCCAGGUCAUUUGGACAACUAUGUCCGAUGAUGCACAACGUAUAUGCCGUGUCCCGCGAGGUGUAAAUACAAGUUUACUUUAG